Humulus lupulus (European hop) is the source of this 843-nucleotide messenger RNA. RefSeq names its product beta-galactosidase 9-like. NCBI's taxonomy places the organism in Eukaryota, Viridiplantae, Streptophyta, Magnoliopsida, Rosales, Cannabaceae. Gene Ontology annotation, biological process: carbohydrate metabolic process. The transcript is spliced from 4 exons. Gene Ontology annotation, molecular function: beta-galactosidase activity. Gene Ontology annotation, cellular component: vacuole; cell wall. Bases 445 to 843 code for a protein of 132 amino acids. The record is from RefSeq and is a predicted model, not a curated record.
UUGUUCCUGGACUCUAGUAAAUAACUAAGAUAUUUAUGAGAUAAAUAUAUGCAUCUAUUGUACGCUUUAUUAUAGUUUUUCAAUAAAGAAACAAUAGUGUUUUCUGGUACCUUCCCCAGCACCAAUUUUUUACUUACAUUAAACAUGAUACUUCUUUUUUUUCUUAGUAAAGUAGGAAACAAGAAGAUUCAUUGAAGAAAAGGGAAAAUUACGUUGGAUACUCCAUUUCUUUAGAAACAUCUUUAAUUGGAGUUGUCUUGUGAAGCAUAGCAAAAAAAUAUGUAGCUUGUGAUAAUGUUGAAACAUUACUUGUUACCUAAACUUUCUUCUACUGUCUUUUAAUACCUAUUCAAUGCUCUUUCAAAAUGUAGAAUAUACAUUUCAAAUGAGGAUAUAUCAUUUUGGGAGGAGAAUAAUAUUGGUCCAGCAGUUAAAAUUGAUAGUAUGCGUGAUGUUUUGCGUGUAUUUGUCAAUGGCCAGCUUGAAGGCACUGUGAUAGGUCGUUGGGUGAAGGUUUUCCAGCCUGUACAUUUUGUCAAAGGAUAUAAUGAUCUAGUGUUCUUAUCUCAAACUGUUGGCCUGCAGAAUUAUGGUGCAUUCUUGGAGAAAGAUGGAGCAGGGUUUAGAGGGCAAGUUAAACUUACUGGAUUUCAAAAUGGGGAUAUAGACCUCUCAAAGUCUUUAUGGACCUACCAGGUUGGGCUCAAGGGAGAAUUCUUGAAGAUAUAUGCUGCAGAAGAAAAUGAAAAGGCAGGGUGGACUGAUUUAACUCCAAAUGUUGAUCCAUCGAUAUUAAGAGAGUCGCCAUCUAUUUCAGUUCGGGAGUCACAAGAUGAUUCUUAG